AUGGCGAUUGAAGAUAUUUUGACUCCAGAUGGGACUCAAUCUCCACAUGCAACAGCUGUUCCACAAGGAAUUAGUGGAAAUCAAGUCCCAGGGAAUGAUUACAAUCACCCAUUGUUUUUGUCGCCGGCAGAUGAAAGAGUUAAUGCUAUAGUGUUGUCUUGGAUGAUGAAUUCUGUUCCACGUGAAUUACUUGGGGGUAUAAUGUAUGCCUCUAGUGUACAAGCUGUGUGGAGUGACUUGCAUGAGAAAUUUAACAAGAUAGAUGGAUCAAGAUCAUUCAAUUUGCAUAAAGAAAUUGCUAUAUUGAAUCAGGGAACAACAUCUAUAUCUGUGUAUUUUUCAAAACUCAAGGACUUGUGGGAAGAGUUUGAGGCUCUCGUUCCUGCUCCCAGACGUGAUUGUGCAAAAUCUAGGGAGUUUGUAACCCAUUUGCAGAAGUUGAAACUGUUUCAAUUCUUGAUGGGGUUGAACGAGUCUUAUAGUCAAGCAAGACGUCAGAUCUUGAUGAUGAGCCCAACACCAAUUGUUAAUCAAGCCUAUGGUUUAAUCAUCAAUGAUGAAGGUCAAAGGUCUGUGGCUGCUACAACAGGUUUGUUGGGUGCAAAUCUAGCAACGUAUGCAAGUCACUAUAAUGUGGCCAUGUACACCAGAACUGGACAUGGAAGAAAUCAGAAGUUCAGAAAGAAUUACAAUGUGCAAUGUGAAUUCUGUAAAAUGAAGGGACAUAGCAAAGAAAAUUGCUACAAAAUUGUCGGCUAUCCUCUAGAAUUCAAGAAUAGGAAGAAAGGGGGAGUUGGUGUUGGUAAUUCAACCUACAAUGUAAUGACUGAAAGUAAUGUUCAAUUUAGGAAUACUGGUUUCAAUGGAUUUACUGAUGGGAAUUCUCAGAUAAACCAGCCCCAAACUGUAGGAAAUGCAAUUAGUCAAGGACUGCCUCCAAUAACAACUUGCAUCUUCUCAAAGGAGCAAUAUGAGCAAAUUCUCCACAUUCUAAAUAAGUCUUCAAGUGUCAAUGAAUCUGAAAAUCCUACAGCUAAUGCAGUAGGUAUUAGUCUUGCUUUAUUAGCUUCUACUAGUCCACAAGAAUGGAUAAUUAAUACUAGUGCCACAAAUCAUAUGGUGGUUGAUAUAAAUCUAUUGAAUAAGAAUUCUGCCAUGCAACCAGAAUUUUCAAAGAGUGUGUUUCUACCUAAUGGAGAUAUUACACAUGUGGCACAUACUGGUUCCAUUGCCUUCUUUCCUAAUAUUUGUAUUUUUCAGGAUCUCUUCAAUGGACAGGUGAGAGCGAUUGGUAGAGAAGACAGUGGAUUAUACAUACUCAGUGGAAGUCUACAUAUAGUUAGAUCCAGUGAAGAAGUUUUGUAUGCAACAAAUGAGUCACCAGUAAUAGUUGAGGUCAAAACAGAUGAAGAUAUAGAUCUAUGGCACAAAAGAUGUGGUCAUAUACCAGUCUCAAAAACAAAUAUAUUCUUGAUAAGUAGAGAUGUUAGCUUCAGGGAAGACAUAUUCCCAUUUAAAAAGAAUUCUGAAAACUCAGCUACAACUAUAUUUGCUCAAGAUAGUAGUGUUCAGAAGUUACUCUAUGAGGCAAUUGAAACAAACAGUCAACCAUUUACAAACUCAAGCCAAAGAGUAGCUGAAUCAGAUAAGAAUCAUCAUACUUCAACUCCUGAACUAAUUGAUCAGUCAAAUGAAAUCAACUUAGACACACAAUUCUUAGUACAUCAAGGUGAAUCAUGUCAAGCAGAUCACAUAAUUGAAUCUCAGCAACCAGGUAUGAUUCCUUCUACUCAACCAACUCAUAUUAUCUCUACAAAUCAGAAUGAGCUCAGAAAAUCUCAAAGAGAUAAAAGACCUCCUCUUUGGCUUCAAGACUUUGUAUCUCUCAACACCCAUCAAGAUACAUCUUAUGCUCUAAAUAAGUACAUUAUUUAUGAAAAUAUUUCACCUAAGUAUCAAGACUAUACUUCUUCUAUAUCUUUAGUCAUAAAACCUAACAACUAUGCAGAGGCCAUCAAAGAUCCUAGGUGGAUAGAAGCAAUGCAAGCUGAAAUUAAAGCUUUACAAGACAAUCAUACAUGGGAUAUUGUUAAUCUACAAGAAGGAAAAUAUCCAAUAAGUUGUAAAUGGAUAUAUAAGAUCAAGUACAAAGCCACAAGGGAAGUUGAAAAUUUCAAAGCCAGAUUAGUGGCUAAAGGAUUUAGUCAAUAA
Molecule: messenger RNA, 2211 nt
Organism: Nicotiana tabacum (common tobacco)
Lineage: Eukaryota; Viridiplantae; Streptophyta; Magnoliopsida; Solanales; Solanaceae
Source: RefSeq, a predicted model, not a curated record